Molecule: messenger RNA, 2436 nt
Organism: Saccostrea cuccullata (small rock oyster)
Lineage: Eukaryota; Metazoa; Mollusca; Bivalvia; Ostreida; Ostreidae
Product: ubiquitin-conjugating enzyme E2 E1-like
Exons: 5
Coding region: 126-758 (210 amino acids)
Biological process (GO): protein polyubiquitination
Cellular component (GO): nucleus
Molecular function (GO): ubiquitin conjugating enzyme activity
Source: RefSeq, a predicted model, not a curated record
AAACAGAAUCAUCUAUUCAUCGGCAAAUCGCACGUUUUUAAUGUUGCAGAUAAACUAAUAUUUUCCUUAGAUUUUUCUGUGGUUAUUGGAUUAUUUCUCAUCGAUUUUCUUGUAAAUAGCCAGGAAUGUCUUCAGACAGGGGAAGUGGCAGGGGCAGGGGUAGACGGUCCCGAGGGGGACAAAAUGAUGGAACCCAAAACUCAGGGCCUGAUAGCCCCGCGGAAGCGAAUGGACCCAGCACUUCAGUUGUAUUGGAGCCCCCCGCCCCUGCCCCCAAGCCUGCUUCGAAAAGCUUUAAACCCACAGGAACAAGCAUGAAGAGAAUUCAAAAAGAAUUAGCAGAGAUUACAAUUGACCCACCUCCCAACUGUAGUGCUGGUCCAAAGGGAGACAAUAUGUACGAGUGGGUGUCCACCAUUUUAGGACCCCCGGGGUCAGUGUAUGAGGGUGGGGUCUUCUUUCUGGACAUUCACUUCUCAGCAGAUUAUCCAUUUAAGCCACCAAAGGUGACAUUUCGCACUCGAAUUUACCACUGCAAUAUCAACAGCCAAGGAGUGAUUUGUUUGGAUAUUCUAAAGGACAAUUGGAGCCCUGCUUUGACUAUCUCCAAAGUGUUGUUGUCAAUUUGUUCACUUCUCACGGACUGUAACCCCGCCGAUCCAUUGGUCGGAAGCAUCGCUACACAAUACACUCAGAAUAGAACUGAACACGAUCGAGUGGCUCGCCAGUGGACGAAGCGCUUCGCCACAGGACUCUGAUCGCAAUCCAGGGGUUUAUUUAUCAUUUCGAAUUUUGUCUGUCACAUUGUACUUCAUAUUAUAUACAAAAAAACAUUUUAUUAUUGUAUCAAACAUUUUUUUUUUUUUAUUUUGUGAUGAAAUGUCUUUGACAGUGUGGUUAUUUUUUUACUCCAAAGACUUUCCUUUAUGAAGUUUUAGUCACUUUACAAGUUUUAUUUUGACAAUACAUGUAUUUUGCAGUUGAUAGGAAAAUUUAUUAUAAUUUUGACUAUUUAUUUGUUCAAAAAGAUAUUUACCGUGAAAUGAGAAUCUUAACAUUCUUUUAAUAUCACUUUUUUUGGUUGAAUAACACUUUUAAAACAGAAUGUUAAAUUAACAAAUAAAAUAUUUUAACAUUCUGGCCAUGCAUCUUAGGUUUUAGAAUUUUUUUCUCUUUAAUAAGUGAAGUUUCAACUUUAUCGCAGUUUCAGGUGUUGUUUUUUUUUUUUAUUAAUUAAAUCAAAUGGCUAGAAUGUUUUAUGAAGAUAUUUUACUUAAAAAAACAAACUUAAUCAAUGCUUACUGUCAAUGAAUGACAUGUACAUGUGACAUGUACAGUGGAGCCUCAUUUAUCUGGACGCUUUGGUUCCUAGUCAAUUUGUCCGGAUAUGUGAAGCGUCCGGAUAUCUGAAUCACCAAUUAAACAAGACAAAAUAACAUUAAAAAAUUCCGUUCUGAUGAAAAAUCGUCCGCAUACUGAAGCAUCCGGAUAUCUGGCGUCCGGAUAUCUGAAGGUCCACUGUACUCGUGAUAUAAAAUGUUUUUCUCUUGACGACAAACUGUAGAGAAUUAAACAGUUUUAUUCUCAAGUGACAGGAAAGCUUUUAAAAUGGGUAUUAAUAAAGAAUGCCAUUAUUUAUCUGUUUAUCUGAAAGAAUGCUUGAAGCAUAAUAUCUAUUUCAUCUUCAAAUGAAGAGUUUUUGUUUGAUACGUGUGCAUGCAUAUUUCCAUGCCAGCUGUAACUGCAUACCGGUAUUUGAUACGUAACAACAUAAGAAUGCUAUAUGUGUGUGGGAAGUAUAGACAAAUGGUGAAAAUGAUAACUGGUUGCAUCAUUUUGUGAUCUUGUUUGGAAUUCUAUGGAAUAUAUUAUUUUUUUGUUUGGUCAAGUGCUUACCUACUUGUAAGUGGUUGUCUUUUUUUUUUUUUUUAACUUUGAAGUGUGUAUGGAAUGGUAUAUGAUACAUUGUCAGUAUGUAUGUAGUGUACAAAUUUGAAAUGAAGUCAAGACUUUUGCAGAGACUAAUGUACAUUUACUGAUAAGUGAAUUUUAUUCAAAAUUUAAAAUUAAUAUUAUAGAUACAACUUGUAAUAUAUUUCAUUUAGUUUAUAUUGUUUUCUUUUCUCAGGCAUAUUAUUAUGGGAUUUAUCUUAUGCCAACUUAAUGUGGUCUGAAUUACUGAGUAUAUUUUCAAACUAGGAUCUACGUACAUUGUAUAUAAUGUACAAUUUAAAUUCUACAUAAAAUGCUUUAUAAUUCUAUAAAAAUAUAAAAUGGUCUUCUAGAUGUUUCAGGUAUGUUAAAUUGGUACAAGUUUUAGCGUGAAAAUGGGUGCAUAUUGAAUGUAUAGAUAUUGAUUUUUUGCAGAUGAUUUUAUGCCAAAUGAAUGUGUAUGAAUGAUCACAUGUUUUAUGUGAAUAAAGUUGUCUAAUUGUA